This is a messenger RNA of Ilyonectria robusta, 1334 nucleotides long. RefSeq lists its product as uncharacterized. The record is from RefSeq and is a predicted model, not a curated record. NCBI's taxonomy places the organism in Eukaryota, Fungi, Ascomycota, Sordariomycetes, Hypocreales, Nectriaceae. Bases 1 to 1146 code for a protein of 381 amino acids. The transcript is spliced from 3 exons.
AUGCCCCGAGUGACCAAAAGGAAGAAGAAGAUUGAGGAUGUGGAGGCAAAUCGAGAGCGGAACCGCCAGGCCCAGCAUGACUUUCGCCUGCGACGACAGGCUGCCGAGGCAGCAACACAGCGUCGACUAGAGCAUCUCGAGAACACGAUUGAAGAAAUGAGCAAAGUCUUCAUUGGCUUCUGCGACGACAUGCUCAGUACGAAGGAGCUCGCGAGCCAGCCCCACUUGAUGGCUCGACUCCAGCACUCUACGACGCGGGUUCUAGCUCUAGCUCGGUCGGUUUCAACCACGACCAAAACAAGUGCGGCUCGAGAGUCGGAAGGCGAUGGAAACGAUAUACAAGACGGUGCAAGAGACGAAGAGAAGCUUCCAAAAAUGCCAUCGAGACGGAAGACUGCGGACUCGACCUUACCCCAAGUGUCGUGCCAACGGCCCUCGGUCGCUGUCGUCGGACAAGCCCAGAUGCACACGCACGAGUUUGACGCCAGCUCUUUCGCGGUCCAAUUGGUUAAAGCCACACUAUCUCACGCAUCCCUGGCUCUCAACGGCGACAUAUACAUACGCGCAGAAGAUAUGGAGCGAGCUUUCGGCUCAAUGCUACGCAUUCGCACACGGCAGCAGCUCGCGACCAGCAUGCGGUGGAUGCUCGGGCCAGGGAGAGAUGCCAUGUAUCAAGCAACGGGCAUAAACUGGAAUCCCGGCUCUACCAGAGGAGCGGAGGGCUACUCUUACUCUGUUCUGCCCCACAAGCAUGGCCACUACUCAACCUCGGACGCAGACUCGUCGUCGGACAAUUUCAACGAUCGACCUGAGCAGCCCGAGUUCCUCACUGCGCUCGGCGUACAGGAACAACUUCAAAGCCUUGGGGCCAAAGUCCUCAGCCCAGACACGAUGGAACUUAGCAUCAGCGGAUCCGGAUCCACCGGAAGCGACACCAGGAGGCCUUCUUCUAAUUUUCUCGCUUUCCCAACGGCAAAUGCUCUCGGCCUGGCCGCUCCAGCACGUUUGGUACUCCGGCUCAAUACAUUCCUUCUCGCAACCAAUCUGUCUCAUGGGGCCAAGUGUCUCGGAAAGGGACCCGUGUACCCACGUCACGGGAUUGCAAAAGCUAUAGAGGCAUCCGUAAUACUUGCUCGUGGGGGGUGAAGCCGUGGUCUGGGGACCACGUGGGGAACUCCAAGGUCCAUUACAUUCCAGCAUCUUGUUCUCCACCUCUCUUGUUCGGGCCGAGAAGCUCCAGUAGCGUCACUUCUGCGCCACAGCUAAGACGCUGUUGACAUGGCAUCAUUUUUAUUUACGUUCGGUUGAGAAAAAGGUCUAUAUCCUUUCAGGUA